CGUCUAGUUGCCGUAGCAACGAGCAUAGGCCGCCGGCGUGCACUUAUGUCGCUGCCGGAGCCCGUAAGGAGGCGGCUGAGCUCCUUCAGCCGGACCGUCUUCACGGACAACAACCGGACCGGACCCGGGAACAGCGCCACCGACAAUGUUCCAGAUAAUGAAAUCGUUUCCAGUUUGCCCUUGCAGAUGUCCCUCUAUUUCAACCUCUGCUUUUUCCCAUUUUGGUGGGUCAGCAGUAUAGUGAUGCUGCAGCUGAAGUAUCCAGUCUUACCAGACUACUACAAGUUCAUCUUGGUGACAGUCAUCAUAUUGACCUCUCUGAUUGAAAUGAUCCGCUUGUACCUAGGAUACAUGGGGAAUUUGCAGGAGAAGGUUCCUGAACUAGCUGGCUUUUGGCUCCUGAGUCUCCUUUUACAACUGCCCUUAAUUCUCUUCCUGCUUUUAAAUGGAGGUCUGAAAAUCCAACCCUUGGAGCGAGCAGUGAAUAUCGUCUUUGUAGUCUUCCGUCUCCAGGUUGUUACUGCAUUCAUUGCCCUCAGAAGAAUGGUGAACCAACUGGCAACUCGCUUCCGUCUUCAUGAGUUUGACCAGCUAGAUAAUCAUUCGCUCUGAUAACCUAAGCUGGCUAAAAUGAGAGUGGAGACUCCAUGGGAUAUGAGGCCACGCGUGGAGGAAAUUCGCUCAACAAGGUUCUAGUUGGACAUCUGCCAGUGGGGCUUGAUGCAGGAACAGCCACUGCCCAUCUUCCUUGGUUCUGUUGCCUUAAUUAUUUGGGUUUCUGAGAAUCUGAACUUGUUCCAGAUAUCAAAAAAGCUACUCUUCUACAAGGAACCUGUAAAAUGAGCAUUGCCACCGGUGUCUUCACUGUGAGCCCAAUUCUGUUGUGAUUAAAAAAAAUACUAACACAUAAAAAAUGUGACACUGGAAUGUAAAACCUGCAUGUAUUUGCAGGCAAAAUUCAUGAGCAGAAGGUUAGCUUUCUACACAUCUCGCCCAUGGUAUCUUGUGCCUUCCCCUGUAACACUUUAGCAUGUAUUCCACUUUAGACAUUUUUCAGUGGAGGAAAAUGUUAUAUCAGACAGCAGCCCUCAGAUUCACUGUUCUUUUG
Messenger RNA from Lacerta agilis (Sand lizard), 1108 nucleotides. RefSeq names its product transmembrane protein 17 (gene TMEM17). The record is from RefSeq and is a predicted model, not a curated record. Gene Ontology annotation, cellular component: ciliary transition zone. Gene Ontology annotation, biological process: non-motile cilium assembly. NCBI's taxonomy places the organism in Eukaryota, Metazoa, Chordata, Lepidosauria, Squamata, Lacertidae.